UCAUGGAUAAACAUCAUUUAAAAUUUAUUUUUAUCAAAAUAUUCCUUAUUCUAAUAUUAUCAAAUUCCAUCUUCUGUCCAUUACCUCCAUCACGUCCUCUAGUAAGGACCGUUAUUCAAAUAAAGAUAAACCUUCCAGAAUUGCCUUUCAAUUCUGAAAUGAAUUUAAAAACAAGUAGAAACUUCAAAGAGGCAGCAUGGGAUAUAAAUGAAGCUUUUGAACAGUUCUGGCAAACGGAGCCCUCCUUUAGGGAGUCGAACGUCUCCAGGCUUCAACACGACCAAGUCCUUGGGACUCUAGCAACGAUUUAUUUAAAUUUUGAUUUGCCGUUGGAUUCCUCGACUGCGGUUCUUCACCGUUUGAAAUGGGAGUUGUUUAGGGCUCUGAAGGAUGGAAGAAUUGGAAGGCUCCACGCCUCAGGGGAUGGAUUUGAAUUUACGCCUGUUGAAGGACCCUUCUCGAGCCCCACCCUUGCCUGUCUGGACGGUUCCCUGCCAGAUUUCAGCAUCCAUGGCUCUACUUAUUGUUGGUCUCACUCUGUUUGUCCUUCUAGAACGUCCUGUGAACAUGGACAAUGCUGCAGAAAUGCCGAAUCAUCUCCCCGUCGAAAUUGCGACCCGAUCAAAGAAUGGGAAUGUGCAGAUGGUUUGUGUAUUCCAAUAUCUGCUAGGUGUGAUGGAAAAGAAGAUUGUGUUUUGGAUGUGGAGGAAAGAGCUUUUGCUUUAGGAAUGUUGCUACAUAGGCCAAGAAAUGAGAAACACUCAGUUCAAUCCUUCUCUGCUUCAAAACCUUCAGAAAUAAAGCUCCAACAAAAACGACAAUCUUGCGAUUCAAACUCAUUCAUGUGCCGCAAAACUAAGGCUUGCAUAGAUAACAAACUUGUUUGUGAUCAUAAAUAUGAUUGUACGGAUGGGUCAGACGAGUUAACUUGUGAUUAUUUUAUAAACUCACAAAUGCGAGAAAAAGCUAGGCUACUUAAAAUAGAAGAAGAAGAAAAAUUAAAAAAAGAAAAUGAAGGGAAGUGUGGGCCUGAAGAAGUCCGGUGCCCUGAGACAGCUCCGAAUCGUUGUAUUCAUUACAACUCAAUAUGUGAUAAUAAGGAUGACUGUGGGGAUGGGUUUGAUGAAAGCAAUUGUAGAAAUGGUGGUGGUGAAAGCAGGGAUGAAGAGAAAGUAAUUACAAUACGUCCGGAAAAUGUGAUAAAUGGCUAUUGUGCUCCAGGUGAAUUCCACUGUCGUGAAGGUGGUUGUAUCCCAGCUUCUAGUCAUUGUGACCAAAAAUAUGACUGUGAAGAUGGGUCGGAUGAAAUGGAAUGUAGUUAUUUUCGAGAAGCUGAGGAGAGACGAAGAAAAGAAGAAGAAGAGCGAAGACGAAGGAAAGAACAAGAAGACGAGCAAAAACGAAGGCAGGAACAAGAAGAUGAGCGGAAACGAUUAGAAGAACAUCAAGCACAAAUACAGCGUCAGAGGGCAGAGCAAGAGAAAAAUCGUAGAAUUGAAGAUUGUAGGCGUAGAGGAGGAUUUUUAUGCCCAGACACGGAUAGAUGUAUUGAAAGGGCAUAUAUAUGUAAUGGACGUUCUGACUGUCCUAAUGGUGAUGAUGAGAAAAACUGUCCUGUAUCGGAAGAAGUACCGGGUGAGUUUUUAUUUGUUAUUUACUAG
Messenger RNA from Meloidogyne enterolobii, 1661 nucleotides. The record is from the annotation of a GenBank genome assembly. NCBI's taxonomy places the organism in Eukaryota, Metazoa, Nematoda, Chromadorea, Rhabditida, Meloidogynidae.